UCAUUCGUUUCGCGACGUUCUCAGCUGGCGGCGCUUCCAGCUCCAGACAAGGGAUUUACAAUAGCGGAAUAAAACCAAGAGAAUCUCUUAUUUGACGCAGACAGAAGUAAAGAAAACGAAAUCGAAAUCCAUAAUAAAAAGCUGCCAAAAUGGCCUUCAUGCCGUGUUUCUAUGUUCCCAAGCGGAUCAAUGUGGCUAUAAUGUUGUUUAUGGCCUGCCUGCUGAGCUAUAUGAUGCGAGUCAAUUUGUCCAUUAAUAUAAUUGCCAUGGUCGAGGAUUCAGCCAGUCAUAAUAGCACCGAAGGAGCAGCAGCUCUUCCCGAUUAUGGUCCACGCUACAAUUGGACGCAACAGGAUCAGGCCCUACUGCUGGGCGCCUAUUUCUAUGGUUAUAUGAUCACCUCAUUGCCGGCUGGAACUCUGGCCGAAAUGAUGGGUGGACGCAAUGUGGCCGGCUACAGUUGCCUGGUGGCUGGCAUUCUGACAGCUCUUACACCCGCCGCUGCUGCCUGGGAUAAAUAUGCUGUGUUUGCAGUGCGUUUCCUUAUCGGCCUUAUGAACGGCGUUGUGUAUCCUUGUUGUCACAAUUUGGUCUCAAAGUGGUCACCGCCCGAGGAGAAGGGCAAGUUUGUUGCCUCCCUAAUGGGUGGAACAUUUGGCACUGUCAUAACAUGGCCUCUCAGCGGACUGAUCAUCGAGAACAUGGGCUGGGAUUGGGCAUUCUAUAUAGUGGGUAUAUUCGUGCUGAUUGUGGUGGCCGUUUGGUUCUAUUUGGUUGCCGAUACGCCGGCUCAACAUAGUACGAUCAGUAUUAAAGAACGCGAAUAUAUUGAAACAAGUCUGGGCGAUACUCUAAGCAAUAAGAAGAAAUGGCCACCAUAUAAGGAGUUGAUAUUAUCCUUGCCCUUCUGGUCCUUGAUGCUUUUGCAUUAUGGCAGCAUGUGGGGUCUUUUCUUCCUGAUUACGGCCACACCCAAGUUCCUUAGCGAAGUCCUGGGCUUCAAUCUAUCAUCUGCCGGGUUCCUCUCCAGUUUGCCACAUGUGGCACGUUUGAUUUGUGCCUUUGGUUUCGGCUCUGUGGCCGAUUGGAUACGUUCACGUGGCUGGUGGACAGUAACAAUGAUGCGUAAAGCCUUUUGCUUGCCAUCACACAUCUUGCCGGGCAUUAUGCUCAUUAUCUUGGCCUACUUUGGACGUGAUCCUUAUGUGUGUGUGGCCAUUAUGACCAUUUCAUUGGGUUUCAAUGGCGCUGCAACUGCCUCCAAUUUGGCCAACUCACAGGAUUUGGCUCCAAACUAUGCCGGAACUCUUUACGGCAUUAUUAAUUGCAUUGGCACAACUCCUGGAAUUUUCUCACCUUUGAUUGUGGCUGCCUUUACCAAAGAACAGAAUACCAUCGAUCAGUGGCAUUGGAUAUUUAUUAUUGGAGCUGCUGCCUAUAUAUUGCCUGCUAUAUUUUUCUGGAUCUUUGGUUCGGGUAAAAUACAAAAAUGGAAUGAAGUUCAAACCACCGAAUCACGCGAGGAUAUUGUCAAUACAAAAUUAUAAAAUUUGUUCUGUGAUGUUUUAAUCAUUAACAUACCUAAAAUAUAUAUACUUUUUCCUCUAGUAUUAGUUGCCAUAAUUAUGAUAUAUACAUUUUUUUUUAUGUGAAAAAACGAGUCCUAUUACAAAUAAAACUCUGUAUUUAUUGUUAUAAAAUGAA
Drosophila willistoni is the source of this 1704-nucleotide messenger RNA. Its product is annotated as sialin. The coding region runs from base 150 to 1547 and encodes 465 amino acids. Gene Ontology annotation, cellular component: plasma membrane. Gene Ontology annotation, molecular function: transmembrane transporter activity. Gene Ontology annotation, biological process: transmembrane transport; monoatomic anion transport. Lineage: Eukaryota; Metazoa; Arthropoda; Insecta; Diptera; Drosophilidae. The record is from RefSeq and is a predicted model, not a curated record. The transcript is spliced from 7 exons.